This is a messenger RNA of Cicer arietinum (chickpea), 1537 nucleotides long. RefSeq names its product polyubiquitin. Gene Ontology annotation, molecular function: protein binding. The record is from RefSeq and is a predicted model, not a curated record. Lineage: Eukaryota; Viridiplantae; Streptophyta; Magnoliopsida; Fabales; Fabaceae.
AGUAUGUCCACGUGUCAUACAUUGAUUGACUGAGUGGCUGUUGCCGAUAUUUUUUCACUAUAAAAUGCAAAGCCCGGUAAACCAAUUCUUCAAGUAGCUACAGAAAGCUUUCGUUUCAUUGCAGUGAAAAGAAAAUUCCUAGAGCACAACACCCUUUCACUUUCAAGAUGCAAAUAUUUGUGAAGACCCUCACUGGCAAAACCAUCACUCUCGAAGUUGAGAGUUCAGAUACCAUAGACAAUGUUAAGGCCAAGAUUCAAGACAAGGAAGGCAUCCCACCAGACCAGCAGCGUCUCAUUUUUGCAGGCAAGCAGCUGGAGGAUGGGCGUACCCUUGCUGAUUACAACAUCCAAAAAGAGUCAACCCUUCAUUUGGUGCUCCGUCUCCGUGGUGGAAUGCAAAUCUUCGUGAAGACUCUCACUGGAAAGACGAUCACCCUUGAGGUGGAAAGCUCUGAUACUAUUGACAAUGUCAAGGCCAAGAUUCAGGACAAGGAGAGCAUUCCACCAGACCAACAGAGGCUCAUUUUUGCUGGCAAACAGCUUGAGGAUGGCCGAACUUUAGCAGAUUACAAUAUUCAGAAAGAAUCCACCCUUCAUUUGGUGCUCCGACUCCGUGGUGGCAUGCAAAUCUUCGUCAAGACCCUCACAGGAAAGACCAUCACCCUUGAAGUUGAGAGUUCUGACACCAUUGACAAUGUCAAGGCCAAGAUCCAAGACAAAGAGGGUAUCCCACCUGAUCAGCAGAGGCUCAUCUUUGCUGGAAAACAGCUUGAAGAUGGUCGAACCUUGGCUGAUUACAACAUCCAGAAAGAGUCAACUCUCCACCUGGUUUUGCGUCUUCGUGGUGGUAUGCAGAUUUUCGUGAAGACUCUUACUGGCAAGACAAUUACUUUGGAGGUAGAGAGCUCAGACACAAUUGACAAUGUGAAGGCUAAGAUACAGGACAAGGAGGGUAUUCCCCCAGACCAGCAAAGGUUGAUUUUUGCUGGAAAGCAGCUUGAAGAUGGCCGAACCUUGGCUGAUUACAACAUCCAGAAAGAAUCCACCCUCCACCUUGUCCUUCGAUUGAGGGGAGGUAUGCAGAUCUUUGUAAAGACUUUGACAGGAAAGACCAUAACUUUGGAGGUGGAAAGUUCAGACACAAUUGACAAUGUAAAGGCAAAAAUUCAAGACAAGGAGGGAAUCCCACCAGAUCAGCAAAGGUUGAUCUUUGCUGGGAAGCAAUUGGAGGAUGGAAGGACCCUAGCUGACUACAACAUUCAGAAGGAGUCUACUCUUCACCUCGUGUUGCGUCUUCGUGGUGGAUUUUAAGUUUUUGGAUGUUACUUAGUGGUUUUUUUAAUGUGUGAAAGUCCUUUAAGGUCUUUUGUUUUUAAUGUUACAGAACUUGCUACUGUAUGAAUCUCGAGUCCGUGAUGGCCCUUAAAUCUUUAGUUUGCUAUGAUAUUUGUAUAAUUCUGUUCUCACAGUAUACUUCAUGAACAUGUACUAUUUGCUAUCCUUCGAGUGGUCAAGUAUUAUUCUUUUGUUUUCUA